CCCUCUCCUCAGGAUCUCCAGAGAGCAUCAUGUUGGUCCUACAGAGUUUGGCAAUCUGGUGUCUUCUUCUAUCAGACCUCCACUCACCUGUCACUGCUUUGGAAACGUGUGAGACAGCCUGGUUUGACGAAGGGGACGUUUCCAGAGACGGGGACUCGGAGCUCCUGGCUGACCUGAGAAGGAGGCACGGGACACGGAUCUGCUCCGGUCCAGUGGACAUGGAGGCCGAGACGGUGUCCGGGAUCAAGUCCCAACACACAGGGAACAACUUCCACAUUUUCAGUGCAUCGCAGGGUCUCUUGUGCCUCAACUCAGAACAGACCUGGAAUCAGUGUGAGGAUUACAAGGUCAAGUUCACCUGCAGCGGACUCUUCUGCUCAGAGUGCAGGACGCGCUGGUUUGACCACGAUGACCCAACAGGAAACGGAGACUACGAGGUCCUCGGUGACCUUCUCAGAAUCUACCCCGGAGAAAUCUGCCGGCAGCCAAUCGCCAUCGAGGUCCAGACGGUCUCUGGGGAACCGGCCUCCAACACGUCUGACACCUUCUUAAAUUAUGACGCCACCUAUGGGUUUGCCUGCGUAACUGCAGAUCAGGGGAGCAGGGGUUGUGAAGAUUACAAGGUCAGGUUCACGUGUCCGGAAGAGUUCUGUGAAGUGUCCCAGCGGUGUCGAACCCGGUGGCUGAGCAGUGACGACCCGUCAGACGAGGGGGACGUCGAGUCCUUACCUCAGCUGAUGAAAAGCUUCCCCGGCCAAGUGUGUAAAAACCCAAUCAGCAUCGAGGCCCAAACCACGAGAGGAAUAUCCGCCCACUACACCGGAGACACCUUCCUCUCCUACGACGUAACCUUUGGGUUUGUGUGCAUCAACGACAAACAGACGGGUAAACAAUGUGAGGAUUAUCAGGUGGUCCUGACCUGUCCUCCAGACUUCUGUCAGGGUUGCAGGACGCGCUGGUUCGACGUGGACAAUCCCACAGGGACAGGAGACUAUGAGACUCUCCUCCAGCUGCAGAUGCUUUACCCGAGUGAGGUGUGCAACCAGCCGGUGGCCAUUGAAGCCAUGACGCUGUCUGAUGUCCCUGCACACGAGACGGGGGACGUCCUUCAAGAGUAUGAUGCCACUCGGGGUUUCUCCUGUGUGAACGCGGAGCAGCCUGGUGGGAAACGUUGUCAGGACUAUAAGGUCCGCCUCACCUGCCCCAUGAACUUCUGCACAGCCUAGAGGAAGUGGAAUGUUAGACUAGAAUCGUGGAGGAUUUGUAACAGAUAGAAGAUUUUCAAAUCAUCUUUUCUUGUAGGAUUCCUGAUUUAUUUUUCUUUUACAAUUGUGUUUGACAAAUACACACAUUUUAAUGUAGCAUGGUUUCAACUUGUGGUCUAGAGAAUAUUUUAAAGUAUUUGUUAUUUCAGAGCUCACAGGCCUGCAUGGCAUAGCACAUGAAAGUUCAUGUUUCAGAUCCAGACUCGACUGACUCUAUAUACAUUUGAAGUCAGCAGGUAGCCAGGUAACACCUCUUGGUUACAACAAGAAAAGCAAGAAUGAACAUGCUUACUGUAAACAUCACACGUUGAUGUACACAAAUCUUUAUUUGUAGACCAAACACAUUUUGAUAUUUUAAUAAAAACCUCUCAAGCUG
Messenger RNA from Platichthys flesus (European flounder), 1641 nucleotides. RefSeq lists its product as uncharacterized. The transcript is spliced from 11 exons. The coding region runs from base 30 to 1226 and encodes 398 amino acids. The record is from RefSeq and is a predicted model, not a curated record. Lineage: Eukaryota; Metazoa; Chordata; Actinopteri; Pleuronectiformes; Pleuronectidae.